Messenger RNA from Amborella trichopoda, 1627 nucleotides. Its product is annotated as P-loop containing nucleoside triphosphate hydrolases superfamily protein. The record is from RefSeq and is a predicted model, not a curated record. Lineage: Eukaryota; Viridiplantae; Streptophyta; Magnoliopsida; Amborellales; Amborellaceae.
UUUCCAUUGCAAAGGGAGACGCCGUUCUCGAAAAUGCGAACGGAAUGAGGAGUGCUCUCAGAACAGUCUUCAAAACGGGCUGUAUUCACCCACUUUUGGCUCAAUCUCUUUCUUUUUGACAAUAAACUUUUGACUCAAUCUCGUGUGAAAAAAUGGCGUCCACUUUCAUUCCCUUCUUCCCCGUUGCAACAUUUCAUGGCCAUGGCCACAGAAACCGGAGCUUACACAACCAGGGAAAGUUUCGGAGAAAAUCAAAUUCUAUAAUUUCGGCUGAAAUUUCUGAGAACCCAACGAAAUUAGUUACAUUUCUCGGUAAAGGAGGCUCAGGAAAAACUACAUGUGCCACCAUUGCUGCUCAGUAUUAUGCAAAGAUGGGAUUGCGUACAUGUUUGGUUAUACAUUCUCAAGACCCUACUGCCGAGUCUUUGUUAGGAUGUAAAAUCGAAAGUACUCCUAUUGCAUGUAAUGAGAACCUAUCAGCUGUGAGAUUGGAAACAACAAAGAUGCUUCUUGAGCCUCUUAAACGACUAAAGAAAGCGGAUGCCCGUCUUAAUUUUACACAAGGAGUUCUUGAUGGGGUGGUGGGAGAAGAGCUUGGUGUAUUACCUGGCAUGGAUUCUAUUUUCUCUAUGGGAGCUUUAGAGAGAUUGGGACGUUUUCUUGGAGGAUAUAUCCCCAGACCAGCAGGCAAAACGGAUAAAUUUGAUGUGAUUGUUUAUGAUGGUAUCAGCACUGAAGAGACACUGAGAAUGAUUGGUGCAGCUGAGAGAGCAAGAUGGUAUCUGAAGUAUAUCAGAAAUCUUGCAGAAAAGACUGACAUUGGAAGGCUGACCGCCCCUUCAUUUCUCAAAUUAGUAGAAGAGUCCAUACGGUUUAAUGGGGCAUCUAAUACCAAUGGAAACACAAGUAUGGAAAUUUGGGAUCAAGCAGAUGGAAUUUUGGAGAAAGUAUCGUCUGCCUUUUCAGAUUCCUCGAAGUUCAGCUUCUUCCUUGCAAUGGAUCCCAGCAAUGCAAUGUCUUUAAAUGCAGCACUGCGUUAUUGGGGGUGUGCCAUCCAAGCUGGAGCACACAUUUCUGGUGCAUUUAGCUUUGUCCACCCAACUUCUCCAAAACCCACUAAAGACAUACAAGAAAAACUUUUGCCGUUGACCUUAGCAUAUCUUCCAUUUAUUUCUACAGAUUCUUCUAUAGAGAGUGAUUCAACAGUCAGUUUUUUAACUGAUGAUGUUAGGCGACUGCUCUGUGAAUCUAGCAGCAAUUUGGAGCCAUUGGUUCAGUUUGAUGAGGGCAAGAAAUCAGUGUCACUUUUCAUGCCUGGGUUCGAUAAGUCAGAAAUCAAGCUAUACCAAUAUCGAGGAGGGUCCGAAUUAUUAGUUGAAGCUGGGGAUCAAAGGAGGGUCGUGAGAUUGCCUUCAAAAAUCCAAGGUAAGGUCGCCCGUGCCAAGUUCAACCAAAGGAAACUUAUCGUCACCAUGCGAUGAAACCCCAGGAAAUCAACUUUCUUGAUGCUUUUCUUUCAUUUUCUGUAAAACCAAACCUAGUAGAAGCCCACAUUUUUCAGAACAUCCAAGGCCAGAAAAGAAAAAGAAAGAAAAGAGAAAAAAGCCUAAAGCCUGGUAGCUGCUUU